Symbiodinium sp. CCMP2592 is the source of this 1236-nucleotide messenger RNA. Lineage: Eukaryota; Dinophyceae; Suessiales; Symbiodiniaceae. The record is from the annotation of a GenBank genome assembly.
AUGGUUGUCAGCUAUCCGUCGGCUGCAGAAGGCAGUGCCUGGAGCUUUUUUACCAUCACCCCCAGGCUACUCUUUAAGAUUCGAGGCUCCAUCGUGCCGCAUUUGUUGCCUCAGCUGCUGGUGAUCGAAGGCAUCUCCGUUGCAGCUGUGCUCCUAGUGGAGGACUACGCUCCGACAAAUUUUGGGGAGCAGGUUCAGAGCGGCACAGCGGCAGUGACCAUCCUCCUGUCCUUCUUGCUGGUUCUGAAGACGCAGGAAGCCUGCAAGCAGUUCUGGGAAGCUUUGGAUGACUUGACGACGAUGUGCCACCUGCUGCGCAGCAUUUCAAUGACCGUCUGCAGCAUGGUGAAGUGGGAGGCCCAUCCUGAAGUGGCAAACAAUGCAAAGAGGAUUGUAAGGCUGCUUGCCCUGUAUUACCUAACUGUCGUGGAGUUCUUCCAGCGGACUGGUUCCAAUGCCACCGCCAGCAAGAAGACUCAAGACAGGCUGCGAAGGGAUGUUGCAGCAUUGGCCGGCGACACUGAAUGGACGAUCUUGUAUCCCGGAGAGCACAAGUCCGUAGAGGGCUCGAAGUCUGUACACGACAACACAAGACCCUCCAUCAUCCUAUUCUGGAUAGAGCUCUCCAUGCGAAAGAUACUGGAUCACCAGGCAGUUGAGACGGACGUCAUGAGCUUCAUGCUCGGCAAACUGGAUGCUCUGGGUGAAAAGUUCUGGCAUAUGGACAAGAUUGAUAAGACACAAUUCCCAUUUCCAUAUUGCCAGAUCGUGAAGUGGAUCACCUUGGUCUUUCUGGGAUUCCUUCCCUUCGGCUUGGCACAGCUCUGUCGCUGGUGGACCUUGGCAUUCGCGGCGAUGGCCACCAUAGGCUUCUACGGAUUGGACGAGGUGGCCGAAAUCCUUGAGUCCCCGCUUGGAAACGAUCCAAACGAUCUGGAUUUGCGGGCCUAUGGCGAUGCGCUGAUGUCCGACAUGGAACUCAUCUGCCGCUGCAGGGACAUGAACCUUGACUUCGUUUUUCAACCGCAGGAGCACGUCGAUUUCUCGCAUCUUCUGACCAGCUUUGACACGAAGAAGAAGUUCCACGAGCGCUUCUCCACGAACCUGAGUGCGGUUGCCUCGAAGCGAGCUCACUCGAUAAACUCGGACAUAGAAAUCGAGACAAAACCUCGGAAGACGACGGUAGUGACGACUGAAGGCCUUCACUCCGUAUUGCCAGGAGCAAUCGCUGAUUGA